CACAUACCUUUCCCAAUGGGCCGAGCUGUUGGCCCGUUCUGGAUUUGCGGGUCAGCCCACUCUAGCAAAGGACUCGCAAAAUUUCCAGGGUGCCUGCAGCAAAUACCAUCCCCACCCCCACCUCGUCGUUGCCACCACCGUUGCCGCCGCCGGAGAACCCGCCCUCUGGAGGUGCAGCCGCCCGCUGAUACCACCGCCCUCUCCGCCGCCAUGAUCUGCGCAAUCUCCGGCGAGGUGCCGGAGGACCCGGUCCUGUCGACCAAGUCGGGGCUGCUCUUCGAGCGGCGGCUCAUCCAGCGCUACAUCGAGGAUCACGGGAAGUGCCCGGUCACCAAGGACGACCUCGCCAUGGACGACCUCGUGACGGUGAAGACCAACAAGAUUCCUAAGCCUAGACCUCUGCAAGCUGCAAGUGUCCCUGGACUCCUUGGUAUGUUUCAGAAUGAGUGGGAUGCUCUCAUGCUGUCUAAUUUUGCUUUGGAGCAGCAGCUACAUACAGCAAGACAAGAACUCAGUCAUGCGUUAUACCAGCAUGAUGCUGCUUGCCGUGUUAUCUCCAGACUAAAGAAGGAAAGAGAUGAGUCUCGGACACUUCUGGCCCAAGCUGAAAGGCAGAUUCCUAUUUCAGCUGCAGGACCUGCACCAGUAGCUGCUGUUACAAUUGGGAAAAGAGCUUUGGAAGAUGAAGUGAGUCCUGAUGGGAAGAAGAUACGUCCUGGUAUUAAUCCUGUCAUGAUUGAGGAAUUGACAGAAUGCAAUUCUAUGCUCUCAGCACAGCGCAAGAAACGGCAGGUACCUCCAAGUUUAGCACCAAUUGAUGCACUUGAAAGAUACACUCAAAUCUCCAGUCAUCCACUUCACAAAACAAACAAACCAGGGAUCUUAUCUAUUGAUAUUCAUCAUUCAAAGGAUAUUAUUGCUACUGGGGGCGUCGAUACAAAUGCCGUUCUUUUCGAUAGGCCGUCGGGUCAAGUCUUGUGCACUCUCACUGAUCACUCAAAGAAGAUUACCAGUUUGAAAUUUGUUCUCCGGGAUGACCUUUUGAUAACGGGAUCAGCAGAUAAGACUGUCCGUCUAUGGCAAGGUAAUGAAGAUGGAAGCUAUGGUUGCAGGCACACAAUGAAAGAUCAUGUUGCAGAGGUUGAAGCUGUCACGGUCCAUGCUAGUCAGAAGUAUUUUGCAACUGCCUCCAGAGAUAACACAUGGUGCUUUUAUGAUAUUUCAACAGGGUCUUGCCUCACACAGGUUGGCGAGGCUUCUGGACAAGAUGGAUACACAUCAGCAGCUUUCCACCCGGAUGGUCUUAUCCUUGGAACAGGCACAUCAGAAGGUGUUAUCAAAAUUUGGGAUGUAAAAUCUCAGACAAGGGUUGCAAAGUUUGAAGGGGAGGUAGGGCAUGUUGGAACAGUGACUGCUAUAUCCUUCUCAGAAAAUGGAUAUUUCCUAGCGACUGCAGCCCUUGACGGUGUGAAGCUUUGGGAUCUACGAAAGUUGAGGAAUUUUAGGACCCUCUCUCCAUUCGAUCCAGAUACACCGACAAGUUCUGUGGAAUUCGACUUCAGUGGAAGUUAUAUCGCUGUUGCUGGUUCUGAUAUAAGGGUUUACCAAGUGGCCAAUGUCAAGACGGAGUGGAAUCUUGUCAAGACAUUACCAGAUUUAUCCGGCACAGGGAAAGUGACAUCGGUCAAGUUCGGGGCAGAUGCUAAGUAUGUGGCCGUAGGCUCCAUGGACCACAACCUACGCGUAUUCGGGCUCCCUGGAGACGAACAGAUGGAGGAGGCAAAACCAGAAUCGGCAGAGCAAUGAGUAGACGUUGAUACACGCCGCUGAUUCUCAUCACGGUUCCACAAGCAUUUUGCCUUUCGUGGUUUGGCCCCCUUCGCGCACCGUGUUGUCGAGGAUGCAUUUGAAAGAGGAGUGUAUGUAGCUGAACCUGAAUGGAAGCAGUCCGCCCGGCGGUCCGAGCAGUUGAUCAAACCUGUGGGGCGAGCAACAUGCUUUGGUAAUCCGAGACGCCGUGCGGAAUGUGUGAGAUGCCAAAGGGUUUCUAGGGUUUUGGGUUUGAGCUUCACAUUUUGGGGUGUGCGUGGAGACAACGCCCUAGGUUUUGGAUUUAUCAUGUAUAGGUAGAUAUAUAUGUUUGAACUUGUAAGUGUACAAGGCAGGCCGAAGCGAGGUCGAGGAUUCCGC
Hordeum vulgare subsp. vulgare (domesticated barley) is the source of this 2190-nucleotide messenger RNA. RefSeq names its product pre-mRNA-processing factor 19-like. The record is from RefSeq and is a predicted model, not a curated record. Bases 16 to 1806 code for a protein of 596 amino acids. The transcript is spliced from 18 exons. Gene Ontology annotation, molecular function: protein binding; ubiquitin protein ligase activity. Gene Ontology annotation, biological process: mRNA splicing, via spliceosome; protein ubiquitination; DNA repair. Lineage: Eukaryota; Viridiplantae; Streptophyta; Magnoliopsida; Poales; Poaceae. Gene Ontology annotation, cellular component: cytoplasm; U2-type catalytic step 1 spliceosome; Prp19 complex.